AAAUAUAAUCAUAAGACACGAUUUUAUCAAAUUUAUCGCGUGGACAACCUUGAGCUGUUAUCGUUUAUAGAAUUAUUUUCCAGUGCCAUUUUUAUUUAUUAGCUGUAUAUGUAAAAUAUGUUCUAUUCUGAUGUUACCAUUCGAGCGAUGACACAAUUGAUCCGAUAAAAUUGAUUGUACAAUACCCGCGUGAUGAAAAAUCCAGCAUGUAAAUAGUAUCAGGUGAUUGAAACUGUGUCAUUUUGGCUGCCUGUUUUUCUGUCAUCGGAAUUUUUAUGUUUUUGUUAUCAUCCAAUUGUACAGUAUCUAAUUGAUGAGAUUCAUCUCGCAUAAAUUUGCUCCUCCAGGUACAAAUACAGCAACGUGUUAAAGAUGUCUGAAAAACUUGCAAGCAAUCAACCACAACCCAUUGUUAAGAUAGGCCAUUAUACGUUAGGCCAGACUUUAGGUGUCGGAACAUUUGGUAAAGUAAAAAUUGGAGAACAUGUUUUAACAAAACACAAAGUUGCUGUGAAGAUUCUGAAUCGUCAAAAAAUCAAAAGCCUAGAUGUUGUAGGCAAAAUUCGCAGGGAAAUACAGAAUCUUAAACUCUUCAGGCAUCCUCAUAUCAUCAAAUUAUACCAGGUCAUAAGUACUCCUACAGACAUAUUCAUGAUAAUGGAAUAUGUCUCAGGUGGAGAGCUGUUUGAUUAUAUCGUUAAGCAUGGUAAACUUAAGGAGUACGAAGCGCGACGAUUUUUCCAACAGAUUAUAUCAGGCGUUGAUUAUUGUCAUCGACAUAUGAUAGUUCAUCGCGAUUUAAAACCGGAAAAUCUUCUAUUAGAUCACAAUCUUCAUGUGAAGAUCGCAGACUUUGGUUUAUCAAAUAUGAUGAUGGAUGGUGAAUUCUUACGCACUUCGUGCGGUUCUCCGAAUUAUGCCGCGCCGGAAGUAAUAUCAGGCAAAUUGUACGCUGGUCCCGAAGUAGAUAUCUGGUCGUGCGGUGUUAUAUUGUACGCGCUACUUUGCGGUACCUUACCAUUUGACGACGAACACGUUCCUACGCUCUUCCGCAAAAUUAAAUCUGGUGUCUUUCCUAUUCCGGAAUAUUUGAACAAGACUGUUGUUAGUCUGUUAUGCCAUAUGUUACAAGUUGAUCCGAUGAAAAGAGCAACUAUUGAAGACAUUAAAAAACACGAGUGGUUCCAAAAAGAAUUACCAUCGUAUUUGUUUCCGUCACCCGUUGAACAAGAUUCAUCCGUUAUCGACAUAGAUGCCGUGAACGAAGUAUGCGAAAAAUUUAACGUCAAAGAACCGGAAGUACACUCUGCGCUAUUGGGCGGUGAUCCACAUGAUCAGUUGGCGAUCGCUUAUCAUUUAAUCAUCGACAAUAAAAGAAUCGCGGAUGAAGCUGCUAAAGCUGAAUUAAAAGACUUUUAUGUGGCAUCUAGCCCACCGCCGGUAGCGUUUAGCCCAAAUGAUGCGAGCAGCAGUCCCUUGAGGCCUCAUCCAGAAAGAAUUGCACCAUACCGUGAACGUCAAGGUUCGCAAGGUAGUGCAUCCGGACAGAUGCAAGGCAAUCGCGGUACACCUGUAAAAAGGGCAAAAUGGCAUUUAGGUAUCAGAUCACAGUCAAAACCAAAUGACAUUAUGAAUGAAGUUUAUCGUGCCAUGAAAGCACUUGACUUUGAAUGGAAAAUUAUAAAUGCAUACAGUGUUAGAGUACGACAUAAAAACAACUUAACUGACAGAUAUAGCAAGAUGUCAUUACAGUUAUAUCAAGUUGAUUAUAAGAGCUAUUUAUUAGAUUUCAAGUCCUUGUCGACCGAAGAGGAUGAUAUUGGACGAGAUCCAACAUUACCACCUCCGCAAGCAACAGGCCACCACACAAUGGAAUUUUUUGAAAUGUGUGCAGCAUUAAUUACACAAUUAGCGCGAUAACAUGCCUGUUUUUUGAAAAUUAAAUUCCAUUACUGCUUGUGCUUUUAAUGGUGUAUAGUAUGAAAUAAAUGCAGGCUACUAUAAAACAAAUUGUAAGAUUUGUCCUGUAAUUUGUAAGUUAAUUUAAUAUAUAUUUUUAAAAUCAUUAAUUUUAUAAUCUAAAAAUUAAAAAUAUAUAAUUGUGUACAAAAGAAAUAUAUAUAUAUUUCUAACAAUGGAUGCACUCCGGAGUUAUUUUUGUUUCGGAGCAUUGUACUGAUCGAUCAGGACGAAGAAUCUUAUGCUUUGAAGCAAAAAUAACGUCGCAUGGAACGCAUUUAAUGUUACAAAAAAUUACUAAACAGCGCAAUAUCUAUAUAUUAUCAUUUAUUAUUAAAUGCUAUAAUUAAAUGUUACAUUAUUACAAUUUAUUAUAAAUUACAACACAAAUAUAUAUAUUUUUCUAAAAAUGGUUAUUAAUUCUAUCAUAUUGUAUCUAUAAAAUUGGUUCAUAUCAGAAAAAUCAAGUGUGUGUGCAUAUGCUUAGAAAAAUAUACAUUAUAUAUCCUUGUAUUUAAAUUUAUCUCAUAUACAUUAUGGAUAUAAAUUAAGUUAUUUUGUAUAGAGGAUUAACAUGUUGAAAUGAUGGAAGCAAUUUAUAUGUAUAAUUAAUCAUAAUUUUUCUCAUUAUAUUUUGAUUGCCAUGAUUGCUAUGAUUAUUAAAUUUACAGAAAUUUUUUUAAUCUAUAUAUAUAUCGAUUAAAUAACUAUUAUAUUCGGAAGUUACUGAAAUUAUUUUAACAUUUUUGCUGAUAUCAACUUGAUAUGUCUUAAAUUCAAUUAUAUGCUGAAAAUUUAAGCACCAUUUUAUCAUUGCAAUUAAUCAAUAAUUAAAAACAAAAUAUACAUAAUGGCACAUUUCACAUAUGUCAUCUCAUUUUAUACAAAUACGCGGCUCGAAUCUGGUAAUGCUGCC
This is a messenger RNA of Cataglyphis hispanica, 2875 nucleotides long. It is a transcript of the gene AMPKalpha, whose product is annotated as 5'-AMP-activated protein kinase catalytic subunit alpha-2. The record is from RefSeq and is a predicted model, not a curated record. Bases 373 to 1920 code for a protein of 515 amino acids. Gene Ontology annotation, biological process: intracellular signal transduction; protein phosphorylation. The transcript is spliced from 10 exons. Lineage: Eukaryota; Metazoa; Arthropoda; Insecta; Hymenoptera; Formicidae. Gene Ontology annotation, molecular function: ATP binding; protein serine/threonine kinase activity. Gene Ontology annotation, cellular component: cytoplasm.